Messenger RNA from Labrus mixtus (cuckoo wrasse), 4350 nucleotides. RefSeq names its product EYA transcriptional coactivator and phosphatase 1 (gene eya1). NCBI's taxonomy places the organism in Eukaryota, Metazoa, Chordata, Actinopteri, Labriformes, Labridae. The coding region runs from base 394 to 2232 and encodes 612 amino acids. Gene Ontology annotation, cellular component: nucleus. The transcript is spliced from 18 exons. The record is from RefSeq and is a predicted model, not a curated record. Gene Ontology annotation, molecular function: protein tyrosine phosphatase activity. Gene Ontology annotation, biological process: multicellular organism development; negative regulation of extrinsic apoptotic signaling pathway in absence of ligand; cell differentiation.
GCAGCAGCAGCAGCCUCCCUCUCCCUCCCUCGUUCACUCCCUCCCUCCCUCUCCCUCGCUCUCUCACUCUCUCUCUCUUUUUUUCCCUCUUCCUCAGACACUCACUAGUCACUGCCUGAAGCAGUAAUCGGACAACUCUCUUUCUCACUAGGACUGGGUCUCCUGAGAUAGCGCGUGGGGCUCCAUGGGUUCCAACACCUAAAAUGAAAAAGAAAAAAGUAGUCUUGUAGUUUACAUUUAUUGUGCUACUGAUUCUACCAACACCUGAAGAGCUCUUUUAGAAAGUUUGCUGUCCGUUCUGCUGGACUGAUAACCUUCCUGUAGAUGUUUUUUUUUUUUAAAGAAGAUCUAAGAAGGGAUAAACACACAGGGAUUCAACCAUAAUUGUAGUCUAUGGAAAUGCAGGAUCUAGCCAGUCCUCACAGCCGAGUAAGUGGAAGCAGUGAAUCUCCUAAUGGUCCCAACCUCGACAACUCCCACAUCAAUAACAAUUCCAUGACACCCAAUGGCACUGAAGGUGAUAGCAUCACAAUGCUUACCACUGCAGACUGGUUGUUAGGUUCUAACUCACAGUCCUCUGCAGUUAAAAGUGAGCCAAUGAGCAGCAGCGAAAUCGCCACCUCGAUAGCAGACACCUCUCUAGACAGCUUCUCAGGAUCAGCUAUUGGAACCAGUGGCUUCAGCCCAAGACAAACUCACCAGUUCUCUCCGCAGAUUUACCCUUCCAAAACAUAUCCGCAUAUUCUUCCUACCCCUUCAUCCCAAAAUAUGGCUGCAUAUGGGCAGACGCAGUACACCACAGGAAUGCAGCAGGCCACAGCUUAUGCUAGCUACCCCCAGCCUGGCCAGCCGUACGGCAUCCCGGCCUAUGGUCCAUUGUGGGCAGGCAUAAAGACAGAGGGGGGUCUGAGCCAGUCCCAGUCCCCGGGACAGACGGGCUUCCUGGGCUACAGCUCCGGCUUCACCACACCGCAGACGGGACAGGCUCCCUACAGUUACCAGAUGCAGGGUGGCACUUUCACAACAACUUCAGGAUUGUACACAGGAAACAACUCCCUGACAAACUCGACCGGCUUCAACAGCACACAGCAGGACUACCCCAGUUAUCCAUCCUUUGGCCAGGGGCAGUAUGCUCAGUAUUACAACAGCUCACCCUACACUUCACCCUACAUGACAAGUAACAACACCAGCCCCAGCACGCCCUCCACCACUACCACCUACACUCUCCAGGAGCCACCCACUGGCAUCACCAGCCAGGCGGUCACAGAGAACCCCGCAGAGUACAGUACCAUCCACAGUCCAUCAACCCCCAUUAAAGAUUCAGAUUCAGAUCGAUUGCGCCGAGCCUCGGAUGGAAAGUCACGUGGCCGGGGAAGAAGGAACAACAACCCAUCACCGCCGCCUGACUCUGACCUUGAGCGAGUGUUCAUCUGGGACCUGGAUGAAACAAUCAUCGUUUUCCAUUCCUUGCUCACGGGUUCCUAUGCCAACAGAUAUGGACGGGAUCCGCCGACCUCUGUGUCAUUAGGCUUGAGGAUGGAGGAAAUGAUCUUCAACCUGGCAGACACACACUUAUUCUUCAACGACUUAGAGGAAUGUGACCAGGUACAUAUCGAUGAUGUGUCCUCUGAUGACAACGGCCAGGAUUUGAGUACUUAUAACUUCGGCGCUGACGGUUUCCACGCAGCAGCGACCAGUGCCAAUCUAUGUCUGGCCACAGGCGUGCGGGGAGGCGUGGACUGGAUGAGAAAACUUGCCUUCCGCUACAGACGAGUAAAAGAAAUCUACACCACCUACAAAAAUAACGUCGGAGGUCUGCUGGGCCCAGCCAAAAGGGAAGCCUGGUUGCAAUUGCGAGCAGAAAUUGAAGCCUUGACGGACUCCUGGUUAACACUGGCACUGAAAGCACUAACAUUAAUCCACUCAAGGUCAAACUGUGUAAAUAUCCUGGUGACCACCACGCAGCUCAUCCCUGCCCUGGCUAAGGUCCUGCUCUACGGCCUGGGAAUAGUCUUUCCUAUCGAGAAUAUUUAUAGUGCAACCAAAAUAGGGAAGGAGAGCUGCUUUGAGAGAGUAAUUCAAAGAUUCGGGAGGAAAGUUGUUUACAUUGUGGUCGGCGAUGGUGUGGAAGAGGAGCAAGGCUCGAAAAAGCACAACAUGCCCUUCUGGAGGAUCUCCAGCCAUUCAGACCUCAUGGCCCUCCACCACGCUCUAGACCUGGAUUACUUGUAGCACUGCACCACCACCAUCCACUAGACUCCGCCUCAGCACACCCUGCAGCCUUCCACCUUUGCCCUCCAGCCCUGUCCCAAGCUUACUGUAGACCCUGCAGCUCAGAAAAACCCGUCUACACCCCCCCCACACACCCCCCUCAGUGCUGCCUGGCAUCUGUCUUGCCCUCCACAGGAAGAAAGGAAGAGGAGGAUGGGGGUUUAAAAAAAAAAAAAAGAGGCUGAGCACACGGUUAAUGUGCUGACAUACGGUCACACUUUGUCUUAACCUGAAACUUUUUUUUUUCUUUUUUUUUUUUUAAAUCUUGAAGCGAAGGAGAGAGGUGAAUUUACGGCUCUGCAGCUGCUUGCCCUGGUUACUGUGAAUCGGCCGCUUUCUGAAGCUGUCAAAGUGUUUUACGGCCUCCUGUUUGUGCCGGGACUCUGUCAGGGUUCACACCUGUGAGGGGAGCAGAGCUACUGACGGCCUCGCCCCGCCACAGAACUCAGCCGACUACUGGUGGUGACAUUUCUCCGUCCUUCUGGCUCCCUCCUUUUCCCCCUGUACCCUUUUUCUUAUUUGUCUGCCUCCUCGCUCUCUUCUGUCAUAUGACAGACACACAAAGGAACUGUCGGCCCGGGAGUCCUGUGCUUCUUAUUUAUGAACGGAGACUUUGUGGGUGGCACCGUUCUACCAAAAAGGUACCUCGACGACAAAAAGACUUGUGCCUUUAACAAAGUACUAUUCGUUUCCACCACAGUGAGAGGAAGACGUUGAUGGAAGAAACAAGAAAAAAGGGGUUUUCUACUAAUUUAAGAAAAAAACUAAAAUCUUUAUUUACAUUGCUGAGACAAUCGUGUAUAGAGGAAAUCUUUUUUUUUUUUGUGUGUGUAAGUUUGUAAUCACUGGACUAUUCCUUCCUAUAUUCAUUUAGGUACGUGCUCUUGAAAGGUGGCAACGCUUUUCAUUGAAAGUUUAAAAAAAAAAUAAAAAAAAGGCAUCCUCUCGCAACAUUAGCUUGUGCGAGGCCUGAAAGUGUUGAAGUGUUCAAGUUUUGUUCAGUAAACAAAUAUGUAGAUAAUGGGAUUUUGUGAUAAAUUGUUUUGUCAAGACCAAAAGCAUGGAUGUCAAGUGUCAAUGCGCUCUCAUCUGAUUCUGUGAUGUUUCUCGUCCUGAGGAAACUUCUCUUCAACAGCUCUUCUCUUCUGCAAGCCCUUUUUUAGACUCAUGUUCUAAAGGGGCAAAAUGUUUUCUUUUCUUCUUUUUGUCAUUCAGAAUGGUAGCUCACAUCUUGUGUCCUCACAGCAUUUCACCAGCUUGCAGCACCGACCCCGUCAAUUUGGAAGCAAACUUAAUUCUGAGAAGGGUUUCACUUAUGGUGUGGAAGUGUAUACUUGACAUGUCUGGCCUCCUGGGAGCCACUUUAACAACAAAUUUGAAUAAAUCUGAGGUUUUAAAAAAAAAAAGCAGGCUUGAAUAGGUUUUAUUAUCUUUUAUACAAGCGCUUUAACGACUCUUGUACAGCGAGCAACAUUUUCUAUGAUGUAGUGUUUUUAUUUGAAAAUAUAUCUUGUCCUUCUUUGAAAUAGCUGAAACACAUGACGCCCUUUUGUUUUUAUAAUGUAUCUACAUCUGUGGAUGGGGAAACUGUAAUGAACAUUGAGAGAAAAGCCACUAUACCUUCACAGGGUUUGUGAACAUACAGGACAUGUGCUAUCGACUGUGAAUUUCUUAAACGGAAACCGAUCCGUCGUGUUUCUCAUUUUUUCCCUCCUUUGCACAUGAUCACUGUCGGCCUUUACAUUUCAAUUUGGAAUCCCUUCCUAUUCCCACCCACCAAACAACCUCCUCCUCCUCCUCCAUCUUUUCAUACGACUUCUUCCCCUGUACUCGGGGGGGGGGGGGUAUCUACAUAUUGCUGCUAGAUCAAGGUAAAUAGGGGAAAUGUUUUAUAGAUUCAUACAGCACGCUUUUUUUUAUUAUGUUGCAAUCAUAAAUGCAAACUGGAAAUACUUUACACUACACGGGCCUCAUUGUGAAACGCAAAAGAUUGUUGUGUCUGCAAAAUAUGUGUACAGAUGUUUUUGACAUUAUUAUUUGAUUGUGUUUAAAUUAAUAAAACUGAUUUGUGAACUGUUA